AUGCCCAAGUCCUUAAUCCCUAAGAUUCGUCUUUCCGGGGCUUUCCGGGCUACCAAAGUCCAGCCAGGCGUGGCCUAUUCACGACAUCCUCUCUCCAGUCGCCAAGUCGUGGAGGAACUUGUGGCUCAACGCAUCGCUCAGCCAUGCGUACCAGCUGAAUUACAUGUUCGCAACUUGACCUCCUUGGUGGAUUGGGUCAUGGGUGGAGUUGUCUGGUUGACUGUUCCGCCACCAAAACCUCGUGUUGACGUAGAUUACUCGCCCAUCCUAGUGCACCUUAUUAGUAAUUCGUAA
Molecule: messenger RNA, 294 nt
Organism: Rodentolepis nana
Lineage: Eukaryota; Metazoa; Platyhelminthes; Cestoda; Cyclophyllidea; Hymenolepididae
Source: the annotation of a GenBank genome assembly